AUGGCGGUGCACGAACAUACCUACGUUUUUGUGAUCGGCACCUUUUUUGCCAUGCUCGAUGCCUAUAACAACGGUGCAAACGAUGUGGCAAACGCUUGGGCAACCAGUGUCUCGUCGCGCUCCAUCUCGUACAGACAGGCAAUGAUCUUCGGUACUGUAUUUGAACUGCUUGGUGCAAUCACCGUGGGCGCACGUACCGCAGACACCAUCAAAAAUGGCAUUAUCCCUAACUCCGCCUUCCAAAACAACGCUGGUGUGCAGAUGCUUGCUUUUACUUGUGCACUUGCAGCUGCGUCUUCCUGGGUCAUGUGGUGCACCCGACACUCUGCCCACGUCUCGUCAACUUACUCCCUCGUUUCCGCUGUCGCUGGCGUUGGUGUUGCGACUGUAGGAGCACCUAAGGUCCAGUGGGGCUGGAAUAAAGGCAAAGGUCUCGGUGCCAUCUUUGCCGGUCUUGCAAUGGCCCCUGCCAUUUCCGGUGGUUUCGGUGCCACCAUCUUUAUGCUCAUCAAACUGGUCGUUCACAUCCGCAAGAACCCGGUGCCCUGGGCUAUCUAUAGCUCCCCUGCCUUUUUCCUCAUUGCUGGCACCAUUUGUACCCUAUCCAUUGUCUACAAGGGAUCCCCGAAGUUGGGCUUGAACAAAAAGCCGGCGUGGUACAUUGUUGCUGUCUCUUUGGGCACUGGAGGUGGCCUCUGCAUUCUCGCGGCCAUCUUUUUUGUUCCCUUCGUGCACGCAAAGGUUGUUAAGAAGGAUCACACUAUCAAGUGGUGGAUGUUCGUUCUAGGUCCGGCGCUCUACAAUCGUCCAGCUCCUGUUGAUGCAACCAAGGCCAAUGUUCCCAACUAUGCCGUCGUUCAGAAUGACGAGGGUGAAGAGUCUUCCAACGACUCAAUCCAAUCUGCCAAUGGAUCCCACGAGGCCAUCAAGACUGAAACAGGCACCGCCCCUUCAACCACUAUUGUUUCAUCUGGCCAACACGAGAAAUCCCUUGCCGCUGUAGAAGCCAAUCAGCUUUCCCAUAAAGAGCUCCUCAUUCAGGGCCGGGAAAAAUUGCAUGCCAAACUCAGGAAGAAGCGCAGUCCCAUUGGAUGGGCAAUGCGUCAUCUUCAUGCAAACCCCAUGGGCGUCGGCCAGAUAUACGAGUGGCACAAUAUCAAGACUUUUGCAGUACGGCUCCCCGCCAUGGUCGUUGUGGGAGCGCUAUAUGGUCUUCACUACGACAUCCACGCCGCACAAACAGGUGUCAUGGGUACCCCUGACGGCCAACGUAUGCAGCGCGUGUAUUCACACGCCCACAAAUACACUAACGAAGUGGAACAUACGUACUCCUUUGUCCAGAUCCUUACUGCGUGCACGGCUUCCUUCGCACACGGAGCUAACGACAUUGGCAAUUCGGUUGGACCCUGGGCUGUGAUCUACGGUGCCUGGAAAACUGGGAAUGCUGCUGCAUCUAAAGCUCCGGUUGACGUCUGGCAGCUCGCAGUGCUGUCGCUUACCAUUUCUCUCGGCCUUCUUACCUAUGGCUACAACAUCAUGAAAGUCAUGGGUAACAAGAUCACGUAUCAUUCGCCCAGUCGAGGUUGCUCCAUGGAAAUGGGUGCCGCCAUUACCGUUCUUGUUUUCUCUCAAUACUCCCUUCCCGUCUCUACAUCCAUGUGCAUCACCGGGGCCACGGUCGGCGUCGGGCUCUGCAACGGCACUCUCAAGGCUGUCAACUGGCAUCGGGUGGGUCUCCUGAUGCUGUCGUGGAUUGCUACCAUUCCAAUAGCGGGAACUCUUGGAGGAGUCCUUAUGGGCUUAUUUCUCAAUGCCCCACACUUUCGUUAG
Messenger RNA from Paracoccidioides brasiliensis Pb18, 1830 nucleotides. RefSeq lists its product as uncharacterized. The transcript has 4 exons. Gene Ontology annotation, cellular component: membrane. Gene Ontology annotation, biological process: phosphate ion transmembrane transport. Bases 1 to 1830 code for a protein of 609 amino acids. The record is from RefSeq and is a predicted model, not a curated record.